This is a messenger RNA of Nomia melanderi (Alkali bee), 883 nucleotides long. It is a transcript of the gene Vha36-1, whose product is annotated as V-type proton ATPase subunit Vha36-1. Gene Ontology annotation, molecular function: proton-transporting ATPase activity, rotational mechanism. The record is from RefSeq and is a predicted model, not a curated record. NCBI's taxonomy places the organism in Eukaryota, Metazoa, Arthropoda, Insecta, Hymenoptera, Halictidae.
CGGUCCCGCGAGUCAGCUGAUCAAUCUCAUUCCUGUCUGCUUGAUAGUUCUCAUAGCAAUGUCUGGAAAAGAUAAACUUCCGAUUUUCCCUUCUCGGGGGGCACAAAUGUUAAUGAAAUCCCGGCUGCAGGGAGCACAGAAAGGUCAUGGUUUAUUAAAGAAGAAAGCUGACGCAUUGCAAAUGCGUUUCAGAUUGAUUUUGGGUAAAAUUAUUGAGACAAAAACACUUAUGGGAGAAGUAAUGAAAGAGGCAGCUUUCUCCUUGGCCGAAGCAAAAUUUACAACUGGAGAUUUCAAUCAAGUAGUGCUACAGAAUGUGACAAAAGCACAAAUUAAAAUUCGUUCUAAGAAAGAUAAUGUGGCUGGUGUUAAUCUUCCAGUAUUUGAAUCAUAUCAAGAUGGCACAGAUACUUAUGAAUUAGCAGGAUUGGCCAGAGGUGGUCAACAGUUAGCCAAGUUGAAAAAGAAUUAUCAAAGAGCGGUCAAGCUAUUAGUAGAAUUAGCAUCUCUUCAGACAAGUUUUGUGACCUUGGACGAGGUUAUUAAAAUCACGAAUCGUCGUGUUAAUGCUAUUGAACACGUUAUCAUUCCAAGAAUUGAAAGAACUCUUGCUUACAUCAUUUCUGAGCUGGAUGAAUUAGAAAGAGAAGAGUUUUAUCGGUUAAAGAAAAUUCAGGAUAAAAAGAAACAAGCAAAAUCCAAGCUUGAAGCAGCUAGGGCUGAAAUGUUGGCAUCUGGCAAUGAUAUGGAAGCUCCAAAUAUGCUUGAUGAAGGAGAUGAUGAUAUUUUGUUCUAAAAACUGUACAUAGCUUGUUUUCACAAACUGAAGUAUUAAAAAAAAAGUAUAUUUUGAAUCUGAAUGAAUGUAUAAAGCGUGAAUCUA